Racocetra fulgida is the source of this 194-nucleotide messenger RNA. The record is from the annotation of a GenBank genome assembly. NCBI's taxonomy places the organism in Eukaryota, Fungi, Glomeromycota, Glomeromycetes, Diversisporales, Gigasporaceae.
AUGUUAACUCUUUUUAGAAAAAAAUUUGAACUGAUAGAUCAUAGUAAAAGUAGUCAAGAUGAAAACAACCAAAAUGAUGAUACAAUUGUUCAAGACAAUUAUGAAAAUUACCAUAAAAAUGAACAAGCAAAUUAUAAAAGUGAUCAAAGUAAUCAAAGUGAUCUAGUAGUAUCUUUGUCUAAUCAUGCAAAAAA